Molecule: messenger RNA, 1327 nt
Organism: Coprinopsis cinerea okayama7#130
Lineage: Eukaryota; Fungi; Basidiomycota; Agaricomycetes; Agaricales; Psathyrellaceae
Product: selenocysteine lyase
Exons: 4
Coding region: 44-1327 (427 amino acids)
Source: RefSeq, a predicted model, not a curated record
CCUAAGUUACUUAUCGUUCUUAGCAUCAUCUGGUUUUUCUGCUAUGCCUUCCUUCGACGUACACCGAGCUAGAGCGCAAUUUCCUUCAUUGGAAUCAGGAUUUCUAUUUGCAGACAACGCUGGUGGAUCACAAAUUGCCCAAGAAGUAAUCGACAGGCUUACCGACUACAUUAUCAACACAAACGCACAGCUCGGGGCCACAUACUCCCUCUCGCGUACCAGCACCCAACGGGUUCUGGUGGAAGCUCCUCAAGAAGCAACGAAACUGUUCAACGCCAAAUCUCCUAACGAGAUUGUGUUCGGAUCCAGCUCUACCCUGAAUCUCGAGAACCUUGCGCGAAGCUUGGAGAAAGACAUAAAGGCCGGGGACGAGUUUAUCAUUACAGGGGAGCACGAAGCCAACGUCGGUCCAUGGAAGAAACUAGCGAGUCGCACCGGCGCCGUGAUCAAAUACUGGAAAGCCCGACCCACCGAGGAAUCCAACCCAUACUCGAUUGCACUGAAAGUGGAAGACGCCCUCUCCCUCGUCUCUUCCAGAACCCGAAUCAUAGCAUUCACCGCCUGCUCCAACAUUCUCGGAAGCAUCGUACCCGUCAAAGACGUCGUCAAAGCCCUUCGAGCGCAAGUGCGUGCAAUGGGAGCACCAAAGGUCGAGAUCUCCGUGGAUUGCGUCGCGUACGCCCCUCAUCGCCUGAUCGAUGUGCAAGAUUGGGAUGUCAACUUUGCGGUCCUCUCUUACUACAAGGUCUAUGGUCCCCACAUCUCCGCGCUCUACGUCCGAGAAACAUCUCUCGAACAAUCAGUGUCUUCCCUUGUCCAUCACUUCAUCGACGUCGACGCCUCUCCUUCGUACAAACUCCAACCCGGUGGGCCUGGCUACGAACUCGUAUAUGCCACCACAGGCGUCAUCCAAUACCUCCGUUCUCUCACCUCGGCAAACGAUCUCAAAGCUUCGUUCGAGGCAAUCGCAGAGCACGAGCAGACAUUGUUGAAGCCGCUCUUGGAAUUCCUCACAGCUCCUGCCCAAUGGGAAAGAGGUGUUCGCAUAGUUGGACAAUCGACCGUCGAUCUCAGCCGAGUCCCAACGGUCAGUUUCGUCGUGGUUGGACCAAAGGCCCUCAGAAGUCGGGAUAUCGUCAAAGCCUUCGACGAAAAGGAAACCAUUGGCAUUCGGAAUGGCCAUGUCUACGCGUACACCCUUCUGAACGACCUGGACCCCAAGAUUGACAUGGAUGACGGCGUCGUCCGCAUUUCAUUAGUGCACUACAACACGGUGAACGAAGUACUUCGCAUUAUCGAUGUACUUAAGGAGGUCCUCUCUGCGUAA